UACACAAACAAACAGCUACAGAAAAAAAAUACACACAUUACUUGGAAUAAUAUGGCAAGCUUGCAGCAGGGGAGUGGUGGAGGGAACAGCAACCGUAUCGUUGCGGUGGCGGAGACACCGCCUCCCGGCGGUGAUUGGGCGGCUGGAAAUAAAGAAUUUGGUCAGGAAGAAGAAGUGCAGCAGAAACCAGGAUGGAAAAAGUUCUUGCAGCAUGUUGGCCCUGGUUUCUUGGUCUCACUGGCUUACCUUGAUCCUGGAAAUUUGGAAACUGAUUUGCAAGCGGGAGCAAACCACGGCUAUGAAUUGUUGUGGGUGAUCCUAAUUGGUUUGGUGUUUGCCCUCAUCAUUCAAUCACUUGCAGCAAAUCUAGGAGUCAGCACCGGCAAACAUUUGGCGGAGCAUUGCAAGGCUGAGUAUCCAAUAUUUGUUAAAUACUGUUUGUGGAUUCUGGCUGAGCUUGCCGUCAUAGCUGCUGACAUCCCAGAAGUGAUUGGGACGGCAUUUGCACUUAACAUAUUGUUUAAGAUACCAGUGUGGGUUGGGGUUCUCUGCACCGGGUGCAGCACUCUACUCUUGCUCGCCCUACAAAGAUAUGGCGUGAGGAAGCUGGAGUUGUUGAUUGCCAUAUUAGUAUUCAUAAUGGCAGCAUGCUUUUUUGGAGAAUUAAGCUAUGUGCAGCCCCCAGCUAAAGAAGUUAUGAAAGGAAUGUUUGUGCCGAAGUUGAGUGGCCAAGGCGCCACCGGUGACGCCAUCGCACUGCUUGGCGCCCUCGUUAUGCCGCACAAUCUUUUUCUUCAUUCUGCUUUAGUACUGUCGAGAAAGAUACCUAACUCUGUUCGUGGAAUCAAUGAUGCUUGUCGAUACUUCUUGAUCGAGAGUGGAUUUGCCCUUUUUGUAGCUUUUUUGAUAAAUGUGGCCGUUAUUUCUGUGUCGGGAACUGUUUGCUUGGCAGAUGAUCUCUCAAAUGAAAACUCAGACAAUUGCAGCGACUUAACACUUAAUUCCGCAUCGUUCCUUCUCAAGAAUGUUUUGGGGAAAUCAAGUUCUAUGGUUUAUGCGAUUGCAUUGCUCGCCUCGGGCCAAAGCUCCGCUAUCACCGGCACCUAUGCAGGACAGUUCAUCAUGCAGGGUUUCUUGGAACUUAGGAUGAAGAAAUGGAUAAGAAAUUUGAUGACAAGGUGCAUUGCAAUAACACCAAGUCUAAUAGUGUCUAUAAUUGGAGGAUCUUCAGGCGCUGGUCGACUCAUCAUUAUUGCAUCGAUGAUAUUAUCGUUUGAGCUUCCUUUCGCUCUAAUCCCACUUCUUAAGUUCAGCACGAGCGCCACCAAGAUGGGACCUCACAAGAACUCUAUCUACAUCAUAGUGUUUUCAUGGAUCCUAGGGCUGGGGAUCAUAGGCAUCAACAUCUAUUAUUUGAGCACUGCAUUUGUGGGUUGGCUUAUUAGCAAUGACUUGCCAAAAGUGGGGAAUGUGUUCAUUGGAAUAGUAGUGUUUCCUCUUAUGGCAAUCUAUAUUAUCUCAGUCAUCUAUCUCAUGUUUCGAAAGGAUAGAGUUGUGACAUUCAUCGACCCCACCAAGCCGGACGUGAUUGCCCAAGCCGGUCGGAUGGAAAAUGGGCAUCAAGGAGGAGUUGAGAUGCAGAAUCCACCAUAUAGAGAGGAUCUAGCUGAUAUCCCAUUGCCCAACUAGACAUCUUUCAAUGCUGGUGCUAGUGUUUGUAUUGGUGCUUGUGCUUCGUUAUAUGUUGAAAAAAAUUUGUAGCAUAAAUGAAGUGGUGUGAAUCAUAUUAGUUUAAUAUUCUAUGUUCCCAUUUUUGGGCUCCUUUCAUGUGUAAAACACAGUUUGAUUAAAUAAGAAAGGCAAAGUUUUGUUGUUUA
This is a messenger RNA of Salvia hispanica, 1877 nucleotides long. RefSeq names its product metal transporter Nramp7.2-like. Gene Ontology annotation, molecular function: cadmium ion transmembrane transporter activity; manganese ion transmembrane transporter activity. Gene Ontology annotation, cellular component: plasma membrane. The record is from RefSeq and is a predicted model, not a curated record. Lineage: Eukaryota; Viridiplantae; Streptophyta; Magnoliopsida; Lamiales; Lamiaceae. Gene Ontology annotation, biological process: iron ion transmembrane transport; manganese ion transport.